AUGGAUCACGACAACCUAGGAGCUACGCUCAGAGCGCAACGGCAGAAUGCUACACCAGAACCAGGACAGGGGGACUAUGAGAUGCAAGCGCACCCUUCAAGUUCACCUUUGUCCGCUUUUGAUGUAGAGGCCGGUGUCGCACAUAACACUGAGGGAAGACAAAGGCACACCGAGAUUGCAGUAAGACAUGAGAGAAGACAAAGGCACACCGAGAUCACAGAAAGACUCGCCGAAUGUGGAGAAUUUUUUGCAAAUUUUAGUCUGGUCAUCGGGAUCGUCUUUCUUGGCAUCCUCGCAGUUUCUGGCAUCAGUGUGGGUGUGUACUACGCCACUAAACCCUGA
Messenger RNA from Suillus subalutaceus, 342 nucleotides. RefSeq lists its product as uncharacterized. Lineage: Eukaryota; Fungi; Basidiomycota; Agaricomycetes; Boletales; Suillaceae. The record is from RefSeq and is a predicted model, not a curated record. The transcript is spliced from 5 exons. Bases 1 to 342 code for a protein of 113 amino acids.